GAGCCAGGAUGCUGAGAGGGAGGCGCGACGGGGCCAGGAGGCGCGACGGGGCCAGGAGGGGCGCGACGGGGCCCCAGGGGGGGGGGGGGGGGGGGGGGGGGGGGGGGGCGGGGGGGGGGGGGGGGGGGGGGGGGGGGGGGGGGGGGGGGGGGGGGGGGGGGGGGGGGGGAGGGGGGGGGGGGGGGGGGGGGGGGGGGGGGCGGGCGGGGGCCUAGCUAGGGUACGGGCGGAAGCG
This is a messenger RNA of Closterium sp. NIES-67, 235 nucleotides long. The record is from the annotation of a GenBank genome assembly. Lineage: Eukaryota; Viridiplantae; Streptophyta; Zygnematophyceae; Desmidiales; Closteriaceae.